AACAGUGUGAGAUGAAGCAGGUGGCGGCAGCCCACAAGUGUUCAGUAUCACUCGAGCAUCGGACAUAUCAUUGUCAGCACGGACAACUGUACUUCCCUCUUCCACACAAGCCGUUGAUCCAGUCAAAUCAUGAAACUACUCUAAGAUCGAUGUCCACCACAAUGAUGAUGCUAAUAUUCUACCCAUCGCUUCUUCUAGCAGCGUUGAUCCCUUACACAAACUUGCAAGGUGCUGCAAGUGUGAUGUACCCUGACCACAGAGCUGCCCCCUGUCACCUACUCAUGGGGUACACUCCAGACGGCUGCAACAUCAUCCACUACCCACAACCGACCACAGCCCCAGGAGCAGGGUUAGGGAGAGGUAACCCUGAGAGAGGCUUCUACAAGUAUUCGGCUACCCUUGCAUCUGCCUGGACGCCCUUCAAGCCACAACAACUUCAGGAGUGGAUCGACGACGGCUAUACUCUUGUUUUUAGAUAUGUGGUACUGGACACCUUCGUUUAUAGUGACAUUUCGAGUGACAUCCUGCAGAAGAUCAGCAAGGACUUUGACACCCUGAGGGAUGUGGGCAUGAAGACUGUGUUAAGGUUUUGCUACACCUUCGACGAAAACAACCAUGAAGAUGCUAAGCCUGCCCAGCUGGCAUCUCACCUACAACAACUGACACCCAUACUCCAGGAGCACGUUGGGGUGAUAGCAGUUAUGCAGGCUGGUUUUAUUGGGGUGUGGGGUGAGUGGUACUUCACUGCAAACUAUGGGGACGAGGACCACCUCACUGACAAAGACUGGUACAAUCGAGGGCAGGUGGUCAACGAGCUCCUGCAGGCCCUCCCUGCAUCCAGGCAGAUCCAAUUACGAACACCUUACUACAAGCGAAAUAUCCUGGAUCGCAGCUCACCCAUUACUGAGGAUGAGGCCUUUCAGGACACACCCGUGGCAAGGAUAGGGCAACACAAUGACUGCUUCUUGGCGUCCGAUAAUGAUAUUGGCACAUACAAGAACAAGUCAGAAGAGUACCCUUAUGUUGAACAGGAAACCUUGUACCUCUCCAUAGGUGGCGAGACCUGCAAAUACAACCCUACUAGGUCAUAUUGUCCAACAGCAUUGAAGGAGAUGAGUGAACUGCACUACAGGUUCCUCAAUGGUGAUAACCUUUUUGCUGUCCUCAGUAGCUGGAAGAUACAAGGCUGCUAUGAUACGAUCUGGUCGUCGAUGGGCUACCGUCUAGUGGGGAAGUCAGCACAGGUGCCUGACCAGGUGUUAGUGGGAGGGGAGGUGAACGUGGGAGUGCAGGUCACCAACCAGGGGUGGGCAGCACCCAUCAAUUACCGUUCAGGGCAGCUGGUGUUACAUCAUGUGAGCAGUGGUGUGGGCUACAUAUCAGAGCCAGCUAAUGUGGAUCUGAGGAAUUGGCAGCCCGGUGACCACAGUGUCCAGCUAUCCAUGACCCUCCCUGAUGAUGCUCCUAUAGGCCAGUAUAAGGUGCUGCUGAGUUUGCCUGAUGGGGACACUCGGCUGCAGGAUAACGCUGCAUUCAACAUAGUCAUGGAAAACAUGGUUGAUUCUCAGGAUCCUGGAAGUCGACUCAACUUGCUUGGUUUUCUUACAGCUGUGUAAGAAUAACAUGAAAAUCUAGACUCUCCCUGAAGUUGACAUAUGUUGCCAACAAAAUUUAUAAGUCAACACAGGAAAAAUGGUAAAUAACAUUGAAAAUCUCUAAUUAUCAAACUCACACAAAAUUUUUCAGAUAUGAAACUGCCUACAAAAUUUCAUUAACCAAUUAUAGUCCCGACAUAUUUUAUGAUGGAAGCAUAAAAAUUUAGAAUGUAUGAUGAGGCAAUGGGGUAUUUUUUAUUCCUCCAGCAUAGCAUAAGAGGGCAUAUUGAGCUGUCCAUUAUGUAUGUAUGUAUCCACACAAAGCAUUUGUUUAACAACAAGAGGAUUUACAUCAACAUAAAAUGUGUUAUGUGAGUUGUCCUAUUCAGCAAGUGCUCUUUAAGAUUUUAUAUAAAGGCCUGUGAAUUUGA
Homarus americanus (American lobster) is the source of this 2026-nucleotide messenger RNA. RefSeq lists its product as uncharacterized. The transcript is spliced from 13 exons. The record is from RefSeq and is a predicted model, not a curated record. Lineage: Eukaryota; Metazoa; Arthropoda; Malacostraca; Decapoda; Nephropidae. Bases 12 to 1616 code for a protein of 534 amino acids.